Mya arenaria is the source of this 5751-nucleotide messenger RNA. RefSeq names its product neurocalcin homolog. Lineage: Eukaryota; Metazoa; Mollusca; Bivalvia; Myida; Myidae. The transcript has 5 exons. The record is from RefSeq and is a predicted model, not a curated record. Bases 373 to 948 code for a protein of 191 amino acids. Gene Ontology annotation, molecular function: calcium ion binding.
UGAGUGCAAAGCAGAUACCAUCAUAUAUUCUUAUUAUUGCAGUAUGUUUGCUUUAAACUUUAUUGUGUUAUUGAAUUAUUGCAUCCUCUUUUGUAUUCCAGUAGAAACCCAUGCUUGGCAGUUUAAUGAAAGUUCCGCCAGUGCAGUGAAAGGGAAUUUGUCAAGCUGUCAGCUUUUAUUUUUAGGUGCACCUCAAGACCACCUGUACUGUUCUAGCUGAUGAACCUCAAUAUCACUUGUACUUCUUGAACAGGUGGACCUCAAGAUCACCCUUACCUACACAUUUUAGCACACCGUUUGUACUGCUUCAACAGGUUUCCAAGGGGAUUACGCUUAAAAUCAACAUUUCAAGGCUGUGAGUGAGGUUUCGCUAUGGGGAAGCAAAACAGUAAACUGAAACCCGAGGUUCUGCAGGAUCUUCGGCAAAAUACGGAGUUUUCCGACGUGGAAUUACAAGAGUGGUACAAAGGAUUCCUUAAAGAUUGCCCAUCUGGACACCUAACGGUCGAGGAAUUUAAGAAAAUUUACGGCAAUUUUUUUCCAUAUGGUGACGCUUCAAAGUUUGCCGAGCAUGUGUUUCGUACCUUUGACGCAAAUAGUGAUGGUACGAUUGACUUCCGUGAGUUUAUCUGUGCGUUGAGUGUAACGUCGCGAGGACGAUUGGAACAGAAAUUAAAGUGGGCUUUUAGUAUGUACGAUCUGGAUGGAAAUGGAUAUAUAUCGCGGAACGAGAUGUUGGAGAUAGUCUCAGCAAUCUACAAGAUGGUGGGCACAGUUAUGAAAAUGCCAGAAGAUGAAUCAACACCUGAAAAACGGACAGACAAAAUCUUCCGACAGAUGGACAAGAACCUUGACGGGCAGCUAUCGUUAGCAGAGUUUAUAGAAGGUGCAAAGAGUGACCCGUCUAUCGUUAGAUUACUGCAAUGCGAUCCCAACUCCACCAGUUGAAAAUGGAGUGCUGAAAAGUUGGACUUUAAAGCUGCACAUACACGGAAACAAACACUUAUCAGCUCAUUGCACAAUGACUCUGUUCGAGGAUCUAUAAGCAAGGCCAGCCUUCAAAAAAUGUUUGUUUGAGGUGAACCACCAAUUUUACAGAGUACAUGUACGGUAGUUUAAUAGUGGGGUAGCUCCACUAAUGUUUGGCAGAUCAGGCAAGGGUCGACUCAUAAGUUAAAGAAGAAAAAUGGUUAUUUUGGUAUAUGAUAUGCUGAUCACAUGUAAUCUGUCCUGACAAGACAGCCCUACACAUCUAUUUUGGUCUAGCUAGGCCCCUCAUUAAUCAUAAGAAAAUGUGUUUAAAAAAAUGUACAGUGCAUUUUCAAUAAACAUGUUUGCCCACAUCAGAUGAACAUUUCUUGUAGGGUGACCUUGUGUGACUUGUUACAAACAUUUCUUGUAGGGUGACCUUGAACAUUUCUUGAAGGGUGACCUUGUAUGACUUGCUACAAACAUUUCUUGUAGGGUGACCUUGUGUGACUUGUUAUUUAUUGAUGGCAAUGUAUACAUGUAUGUAGAAUUUAAAUGACUGUAAUUACUUCUGGCUUUAAGUUUAUAUUGUUAAUUUUGAUGUAUUUUUGUGGCAAAUAAAUUAAUGUACAUGUAGAAGUAAAUGGGAACUUUUAAGUAGCAUAGAAAAGUGUUAUGAUAUGAUUGGAAACAAAUGAAAAAGGCAUUGUUGACAUUGGUGAGAUGUGAUUAUUGGAAAAAAUUAUUUUCUUGUCAUCUCUAUGGAAGAGUAUAUCGUGCAUACCGAUCAUGUGACCAUGAAGUCAUAUUGACUUUUUUGUAGACUUGUGAGUUAUAGCACGGCAUGUUGUAAUAAUUAUGUCGACUUGUUUAUUAAUUAAGUAGAUAAGUCAUUAUAAAUAUUGAGUCAUGUCAUUUUAUAAGCGCACAUCAAUAUAAAGCAAGUUGUCAUGACUACCUGUUCACAUGAUCUGUAAAUGGCCGAUAUGAUCCUCCAUAUAUUUCUCAUAUUUAUUGAAUAUUUUCAUUUCAUGAGUAGAUUUGUAUAUAUUACUAUAUGGUUGAAUGUGCAUGUCAAACGUAUAUAUACAUGUACCUGGUGUUUUGUACAUUUAUAAUGAAAUCCACAACUGUUUUUGCACAAGGCCAAAAAAAUAAAUAUGAGUGUCUCAGGUUACCAUUUAUACUGUAUAUUUUCCCCCCACCUAAACACCUUUUUUGGGAUAAAUAUUUGAGGUAUACAUUAAUUUCAGAAUGAAAACUUAUUUGAUUUUAAAGCUGCACUCUCACAGAUAAAACGUUUUGACAACUUUUUUAUCUUUUGUCUUGGAACGAGCCAAUUUUUGGGAAUAUUCAUGGAAACCAAGCAUAUAAGACUACUGCCAAAAAAUCAGAUCGCAGAUUAUAUUCAAAAAUUAAAGUUCUAUGCAUUUUUCUUAAACUGUUAGAAACGGUUUAAGCCAUAGAACAUUAAUUUUCGAACGGAAAUAUGCAAAUUUGCAAUCUGAUCUUUUGACAGCAGUCUUUUAUCAUUGGUUUGAAGAUAUUUACACAAAAAUUUGCUCUUUCCAAGACAAAUGUUAAAAAAAGUUGUAAGAACAGAAAAUCUGUGAGAGUGCAGCUUUAAUUCGAUAUUUUUGUCUACAAGUACAUAAACUUAACAACAGAAAAAACAGCAUUCAGUCCGUCAACAAUGAUUACAAUUUUUAUUAAAAUACAAUGUCAUGCUCACAGUCCUUUAAUUAUCUUGACAGGGGCCAAUUGUAUAAAACUUCGAUAAGUUGUCCACAGGUUAUCGUUUGGCUAAUUGACCCAUUCACAUGUUUUGAUUGGUUAGUUAUUAUUGUAUAAAUAUUGACCAAUCAAGAAACAUUUUUGAUAAUUUUGAUCAAUCAAAAACUUAACCGGUUUUAUACAAUCAGCUAUAGAUGGUUACCCUUAUUUUUCUCUACCAACAGCGUUACCUGACCCACACAUAUUUUUUUUUUUGACCCAAUCAUAUUCAUUUAACAACCAUUAUGAUGAAGAAAUACACUUUUGUGCUAUGAAUCAAAUCUUAAUAUGAUAUGACCCAGUGUUGAAAUAUACAGAAAUACAUGCUGUUUUUGUCCUAUCUAUUUUUUGGUUCUGUCAAAGCACCUUAAGUUUUAAAGUAUCUUUAUUGCGGUGGAAGAUUUACUGUGAACAUGUUAUGAUUCCAUCACAUUGUUGUACCAUUCAUCAGUGGGUAAAUGUUGAUUCACUCCUAAACAUUUCAUUUAAUUAAAGUAUGUUAUUAUAAGGGAAUACUAUAUCUUGAUAAUCCUAUGAAAUAGUAGCAAUUUGAUUAUUAUCAAAUAUACAAGUAAUUUUGUUAGCAGGCAUAUCAUAUGUAUAUGUAUACACAUCCAAUCAGUCUGUAAUGUUAAAUGAUAUUAGCAUACAUGCCAUAUUUCUUAGAGGCUUCCCAGGGGAUUUUGGUCUGAAUUCAAGGGGAUUUUGAUAUUACACCAGGGGAUUUUUACGCGAUGAAAAUUUGCGCAAUAUCUGCAUACAUAAUAUAAGAAUUAAUACAGAAAUACACUCAAAUUACAAUAAUUUUUGGACUUAGUCAUCAUGGUCCUUCAUGGAAUUUCACACUCAUAAUAUUAUUGAUGCUCUCCACUGUAAACCUUAAGCAAGUUUUGAAAAAAAAAAAAAAAAAAAAAAUUUUUUUUUUAAUUCCAGGGGAUAUGGAUCGAAAUUCCGGGGUUAUUUUCGCCCGCCGGGGGAUAUGGCUGUAUGUAUUAGGCCCGCACUACAUGUUUAUUGGAAAAGACUGCUUUCCUUUGAUGGUUGAUAAAAACUUUUUGUGAACUAAGAAGUGUAAGGCUGUGAUUCCUGUAUCAUUUAUCUUUAAUGGAAAAUACAAGAGAAUGUUCACACUGAAUCUUCCACCGUAAUAAAAACCAAAGGGAUAGUCAAAUAAAACAUGUUUUUUUUAUAAUCAUAAAGUAGUGAAAAUAAUGUGUUAUCUUCAGUACAGAUACAGCGGGAUAUUUGGUACUACAUAUACAAUUACAAACAGCUAUUUUCAUACAGAACUCAAUAAAGGCACAUUUCAGUAAUGUGACCCUGUAUUAACAGUAUUUUGUUAAGUGCUUUGUUAUUCCUGCCAGUAUUUCGUAGGUAUAUGUCACUGCCAUGACUUGUUAACUAAGGCCUUUGUGAACACUUCUUUCCGUUUGAACAUGUAGACAAUUGUGAACACCUAUGCCUUUGUGAACACUUAAGCAUUGUGAACAUGUACGUAUUUGUGAACACCUCUGUGACCAUUUAAGCCUUAUGCACCUACCAGUAGGCUUUUGUAAACACUCAAGUCUUUGUGAAUAUGUCAGCUAGUCUUUGAGAAUUUAGACCUUUGUGAACAGUUCCAUUCUGAAUUUGCAUUUGCAUCCAUCAUAAUUUUGUGACUAGAUGUGUUAUUCUAUGAGAGGUAAUGUAUGUGUGAAAGUAUUAUAUGUUCACUAUGAACAUAAUGAAUUGCAUUCAUCUUAUUGUUAAACAGAUAUUUUCAGACUUUUUGCGUAUUGGCAAGUACCAAACUAUCAUUCAUGCAUAUACAAUGAUUUAUAACAUAUGUGAUGCGGCAUCAGUUAUGUUGAUAAUUGUUUCCUUUUUGUUAUUGGUCUUGUAAUAUUUAUUUUGUGCAUUUUAUUUCGCCUAUGGAUAAUUCAUGUCAUUGUUUGAGAACAUCAGUGGUAAGGUAAAACAGAAUCUAGCAUAGUCCAAAUUUUUAUAAAUUGCAGCCCUUCCAAAUUUUAAGAUCAUUUUAUAAAUAACGGCUCAGUAGUCGUGUCAACGCACAAAUCAUACCCUUGCAUUUUAAAACUGUUAUAAAAUUUCAAUUAAAUUUGAAACAUUUACAGAAUAUUUAACUGUUAUUCCUGAGCUUACAAUAUUUUGUUCUACACUUUUUUAUAAAUUGGCCAAGAUGUGUGUAGUUGAUAUCAUACCACUAUAUACAAUAGUUUAACCUCCGACUGUCGGAAUUAUUUUUUGAACUACCUCUGAAUAUUUGAUAAAACAUCUCGCGACAAGCGAAAAUACAAUUUUUUUAAUGUUACACUUUUUUUCCACGAUUCAGUGGAUUAGAUUGUUAAGACACUAACAGUGAAUUUGGUAUAUAAUGUUUCCUUUAAACGAAAAGAAGAAGGGAUAUAUUCAAUUUUACAACAUCGUUGAUACUAAAUAAUAUGUUUAAAAAUAUGCAAGAAUAAAAGUAUUAGAUAAGACCAUUCCAAGAUGAGUUAAAACAUAUGAUAUGUUAUUUAAUAUUUAUACCGGUAUACCACCUAUGUAAUAAUCUAUACCAUAUUUUCUAUGAUCCUACCAAUAUAUGUGCUGUAGAUAAUUGAUAAUCAUAUAUAAUUCACCUUAUACAUUUUUUGCUAUAGUUUCUUGAAUUUUGUAAGUGCUUACUUUUAAAGAUUUAUUUCUUUAUUGUCACAUUGUAGAAGUUUUCUUUAUAAAUAUUUAAUAUUUUUUCUUUAAGAUAACAUGUAAUAGAUCAUUCCAUUUGAUUGUGUAAGAUCAUGUUUAUAUUAAUACUAAUUCAAUUUUAUUUACAUCUAAAGUAAAGUAACAGUUAAAAAUAGUUAUGAAAAUAUAUAUUGUGGUCAAUUAAUACUGAAGGAUCCUGUUAUUCUUCACAGGAUUUUACUGAAUUUAAGUGAAGUGUUUUCCAUGUUUCAGAUAUGUUAAUGUUGUCAUCUUGCAGUCAUCUGAUCCUGUAUUUUGUCAUAUAAAUUGAUUGAUUUAUAA